Molecule: messenger RNA, 1980 nt
Organism: Drosophila grimshawi
Lineage: Eukaryota; Metazoa; Arthropoda; Insecta; Diptera; Drosophilidae
Product: stAR-related lipid transfer protein 7, mitochondrial
Exons: 1
Coding region: 376-1650 (424 amino acids)
Molecular function (GO): lipid binding
Source: RefSeq, a predicted model, not a curated record
ACCAACACCAAUUCGAGCAGCAACAACAACAACAUAAAUUGCAGGUUGCACGUUUUGAACGAAAAAUGUGGGCGCCUUGAUAACAAAGUAACAACGACGUGAAUUCAUACAUAAUAUAUAAGUAAAAAAAUCUUGUCAACAACCGAAGGGGGGCAAAAACAAAAUUAUACAAUUGGCAAAGCAGGGCGACAAAUGUGACGCUUCUGCGUGUAUGUUGUGUGUGUAUCAAAAUUUUGCAGCAGAGGAACAGGCAACAUUAAUCACAUUACAGCCGCUGCCGCUGUCCGAUUGUUAUGCAAGCAGUGCAGCAGCCACCCCCACACCCACCUGUAUUGUGCAGCAGCAGCAGCAACAGCAAUCAAUAAGCCGGUCGCCAUGCUGCUCAACCGUCUCGUGUCGGCCAUUAAAAAUCAAUCGAGGGAAACGCUGCGCGCCUGGAGCUAUCAAUGCGAAUCGAUAGUUGCGCAGCGUUCGCGUCGCUUGCAGCAACUGAUCAGCUUCUAUCAGUCCGUCUACGGCACCCAGGGCUUGAAGCAGCUGUGGCGCUCCUAUUAUCGCCGUGAGUUGCAGCCACCGCUACACGGUUUCAUGCUCAGUGCGGUGGGCAUUAUGGGUCUGAACAUGAAGCAGCGGGGCAUCGACGGAUUUGACUGGAGCAAGGAGCGAUUGUCGCUCGCCAAUUUCGAUUUGUGCCAGCGCGAUAUUGAGUUCAUCAAUACACUGCCGGUGAAUCAGCUAUGCGACAGCUGCAAGCUCAAGAAGAUGAAAUUCUGCUACUGUUUGCUGGGCAAUCAGCGCUGUAAGAAAAGCGGCGGCGUCGUCACUCCCCAAAAAACGGACGAUCAGUCGGUGAGCAUCAGCAAUUGCCGGAGAUCUUUACAUAUGAAUGGUAAUGCACCAGCUGGUCAAAUGCUUAUACAGUCGCAGGAGGAUCGCAACUGGGAGCCGUAUUUCAGCAAAAAUGAAUUUAGCAUUUGGCGGCGAGAGGAGCGCUCCUCGCUCUAUUCAUACAAGGUCUAUGCUCGAUUUGAUGAUAUCACUGCCGAUGAUUUUCUGCAUGUACAAACCGAUUUGGACUAUCGCCGGCAGUGGGACGAUACGGCCCUGAGGCUCGAGCUGAUUAGUGAGGAUCCAGUGCCCGGCAGCAAUUCGCAUCUCAUCUAUUGGGAGAUGCAGUGGCCGCGCCUGUUUGCCAAUCGGGAUUAUGUGUAUUGCCGGCGCUACCACAAGGAUGAGUCGAAAAAAAUGAUAUUCGUUUGUAGUCGGGCUGCGGAGCAUAAGACAUAUCCAGCCAUUUCGGGCAAGGUGCGCGUCACGGACUAUUGGAGCCUGAUGGUCAUCAAGCCAUUCCGUGGCUUUCACGAGCCCGGUCUCCACUUUGUGCUCACAUAUUACGAUGAUCCAGGCAUACCCAUACCGCAGAACAUCAAGUCAUGGGUAACGCAAAAGCAAAUGCCCGAAUUCCUAACCAAAAUGUAUGUGGCGACCAAGAACUAUGCCUGCUCGCGUGCCCUCAAGAUGAAAGAUAUGUUCAAUAGCUUUACCCUUAUCAACGAUGAGUACACGGCGAAUGAUCAACGCGGCAGCUGGCUGGGUAGCCUCAGUCGACAUAGACGCAAGCUCAACAGUGACACAAAAUCCGAGCGCUAAGCGAUCGACCAGCAAUCCAGCCCAGAUAUCCAGACAGCAAUAAAAAAACAAAUCUGAACGAACAACGACAUCAAGAGAAGAAAAGAAAGUACAGCAAUGAAAAUAUACCAACAGAAAUUUGAUUCGGCCUUCUUACCAUCUUAUGUUGUAAUAUAUUUUUAACUAAAGAUUUAAAAUAUUAAAGCAUUAUUAGGGAUUAUAAAGUUUAAUGGAACUGUACAAAAAUUAUAUUCAUCAAAUGUGCAAAAUUGUGCAAUAAAACAGCAUUCGCAACUUGGAGGCAUUUAAAAUGUUGAAUCUAUGUGCCACAAGAAAGAAUACAUACAUGUA